Messenger RNA from Colletotrichum lupini, 276 nucleotides. RefSeq lists its product as uncharacterized. The coding region runs from base 1 to 276 and encodes 91 amino acids. The record is from RefSeq and is a predicted model, not a curated record. The transcript has a single exon. NCBI's taxonomy places the organism in Eukaryota, Fungi, Ascomycota, Sordariomycetes, Glomerellales, Glomerellaceae.
AUGAUAGAGAUGGCUUCCAACGGAACUUCUGCCGACCCCACUGCCCCUCACGAGAUGGGCCCCGAGAACAACAACCAGCCGGGCCCUGCCACAGGAUCUUCCACAGGCACUACCCAUGACAACCCCGCCGCCCCCACUCACCAGGGGAUAUCCCAGGCUGAUAACGCAGGCGAUAUGGAGGAGCAGGAGAUGAAGAAGAUUCAGAACCUCCAUGCUAAGAUUCAGGAGGAGCGUAAGGCUCAGAUCGAGGAGAAGAAGCGUGAAGAGGCCAUUUAA